Molecule: messenger RNA, 3365 nt
Organism: Talpa occidentalis (Iberian mole)
Lineage: Eukaryota; Metazoa; Chordata; Mammalia; Eulipotyphla; Talpidae
Gene: USP4
Product: ubiquitin specific peptidase 4
Exons: 22
Coding region: 41-2929 (962 amino acids)
Biological process (GO): protein deubiquitination
Molecular function (GO): cysteine-type deubiquitinase activity
Source: RefSeq, a predicted model, not a curated record
GGCGGAUGUCCGGGCCGGCUGGGCCGGGGCCGCGGACGAGAUGGCGGAAGGCGGAGGCUGCCGUGACCGACCGGAUGCGGAGACCCAGAAAUCCGAGCUCGGGGCUUUGAUGAGGACCACGCUCCAACGAGGGGCGCACUGGUAUCUUAUUGACAGCCGGUGGUUCAAGCAGUGGAAGAAGUAUGUGGGCUUCGACAGCUGGGAUAUGUACAAUGUGGGUGAACACAACCUGUUUCCGGGCCCAAUAGAUAACUCCGGACUCUUUUCAGAUCCUGAGAGUCAGACCUUGAAAGAACAUUUAAUUGAUGAAAUGGACUAUGUAUUGGUCCCAACUGAGGCCUGGAACAAGUUACUAAAUUGGUAUGGCUGUGUAGAAGGCCAGCAGCCCAUCGUCAGAAAAGUUGUGGAGCAUGGCCUGUUUGUCAAGCACUGCAAGGUAGAGGUGUAUUUGCUGGAACUGAAGCUCUGUGAGAAUAGUGAUCCCACCAAUGUUUUGAGUUGCCAUUUCAGCAAGGCAGAUACCAUCGCAACCAUUGAAAAGGAGAUGCGGAAGUUAUUCAAUAUCCCUGCUGAACGCGAAACACGUCUAUGGAACAAAUACAUGAGCAACACCUAUGAGCAGUUGAGCAAGCUCGACAACACUGUCCAAGAUGCUGGGCUAUACCAGGGACAGGUGCUAGUAAUUGAGCCCCAGAAUGAGGAUGGCACAUGGCCACGGCAGACUCUGCAGUCAAAAUCAAGCACUGCGCCUAGCAGAAAUUUUACUACCUCUCCAAAAUCAUCAGCAAGUCCCUAUUCCUCAGUGUCUGCCUCUCCCAUUGCAAAUGGUGAUAGCACUAACACCUCUGGGAUGCACAGUUCCGGUGUCAGCAGGGGUGGAUCUGGCUUCUCUGCUUCAUAUAACUAUCAGGAAACCCCAUCAUCUCAUAUACAACCUGGGCUCUGUGGACUUGGAAACCUGGGAAACACCUGCUUCAUGAACUCCGCUUUGCAGUGCUUGAGCAACACUGCACCGCUGACUGACUACUUUCUCAAAGAUGAGUAUGAGGUCGAAAUCAACAGAGACAACCCACUGGGAAUGAAAGGGGAAAUUGCGGAGGCCUAUGCAGAACUCAUUAAGCAGAUGUGGUCUGGAAGGGAUGCUCAUGUGGCACCUCGAAUGUUCAAAACCCAAGUGGGACGUUUCGCCCCUCAGUUUUCUGGCUACCAGCAACAAGACUCUCAGGAGCUGUUAGCCUUUCUUCUAGAUGGACUACAUGAAGAUCUGAACAGAGUGAAGAAGAAACCCUACCUGGAGCUGAAGGAUGCCAAUGGGCGACCAGAUGCGGUGGUAGCAAAGGAAGCCUGGGAGAAUCACAGGUUGAGGAAUGACUCUGUGAUUGUGGACACGUUCCAUGGCCUCUUUAAGUCUACUUUGGUUUGCCCAGAAUGUGCUAAGGUUUCUGUGACCUUUGACCCAUUUUGCUAUUUAACUCUCCCACUGCCCUUGAAGAAAGACCGAGUCAUGGAAGUUUUCCUGGUUCCUGCUGACCCUCGCUGCAGACCUACCCAGUACCGCGUGAUUGUGCCACUGAUGGGUGCCGUGUCUGACCUGUGCGAAGCUCUCUCCAGGCUGUCUGGAAUUGCUGCGGAAAAUAUGGUGGUCACAGAUGUGUAUAAUCAUCGGUUCCACAAAAUUUUCCAAAUGGAUGAAGGUUUAAACCACAUCAUGCCUCGGGAUGACAUCUUUGUGUAUGAAGUCUGCAGCACCUCCGCCGAUGGCUCAGAAUACGUCACGCUUCCAGUCUACUUCAGGGAGAGGAAGUCCAGACCUUCGAGCACUUCCUCUGGGGCAGUGCUUUAUGGACAGCCACUGAUGGUUUCUGUCCCUAAGCACAAGCUAACCCUUGAAUCAUUGUACCAGGCUGUUUAUGAGCGUAUCAGCCGAUAUAUAAAACAGCCUUUGUCUGAUGAGUCUGGCUGCUCGUCCUUGGAGCCAGGAACCUGCAAUGGCUCCAGGGGUACCUGUGAAGGAGAGGAUGAAGAAGAGAUGGAACAUCAGGAAGAAGGUAAAGAACAGCUUUCAGAAACAGAAGGCAGUGGGGAAGAUGACCUGGAAAGUGACCAUGGUGAGACCACCCAAAAGAUCAAAGGCCGACACUGCCCCAAAAGGCUUUUUACCUUCAGCCUUGUGAACUCCUAUGGAACAGCCGACAUAAAUUCGCUUGCAACUGAUGGAAAAUUCCUUAAACUGAACUCUCGAUCCACACUGGCCAUCGAUUGGGACAGUGAGUCGCGGAGCCUUUACUAUGAUGAACAAGAAUCUGAGGCCUACGAAAAGCACGUGAGCAUGUUGCAGCCGCAGAAGAAGAAGAAGACAGCGGUGGCCCUGAGAGACUGCAUUGAACUCUUCACUACCAUGGAGACCCUUGGGGAACAUGACCCCUGGUACUGUCCCAACUGUAAGAAGCAUCAACAGGCCACAAAGAAGUUUGACCUCUGGUCCUUGCCGAGAAUUCUGGUUGUCCACCUCAAACGUUUCUCCUACAAUAGGUACUGGAGGGAUAAACUAGACACAGUCGUGGAAUUCCCAGUCAGAGCUCUGAACAUGUCCGAGUUUGUCUGUGACCCGUCAGCGAGGCCUUAUGUGUACGAUCUCAUUGCUGUGUCCAAUCAUUAUGGAGCCAUGGGGGUUGGCCACUACACUGCACACGCAAAGAACAAACUGAACGGGAAAUGGUAUUACUUUGAUGAUAGCAAUGUGUCCCUGGCUUCUGAGGAUCAGAUAGUGACAAAAGCAGCUUAUGUGCUAUUUUACGAGCGUCGAGAUGAUGAGUUUUAUAAGACAUCUUCACUUGGUUUUCCUGGGUCCUCUGAUGGAGGGACAAGACCAACCAGCUCACAGCAGGGCUUGGGGGAUGAUGAGACAUGCAGCAUGGACACCAACUGAUGCUGCCUCUGCGACCCUGCCACCCCGCAGCACCAGUUGAAGAACAUCUUUGACACUUUGAAGACUGCUAGUGUUCAGUCUAAAAACCAAAUGAGGACAUUCCCUUCUUUUAUGAGCAGAAGAAAAAAAAAAAAGACCUUGUUUGCUCAGAAGGGUUCUGUCAAGAGGCUGAAUUAUUUUUUUUUUAAAACAGGUGGUGAGAAACCUCUGGAGCUGCACCGCGGGAGUUGGGAGGGGGGCUCGCAAUGUAGUGUGUCUGCUGGCUUCCGGAGAAUGGCGAGGAGCGCUGUGCUUGAGUGUGGCGUGGCGGUGAAGGCCUGCUGCAGGCUGCCCUGGCUUUCUGGAUUUUUGAUUCUGGUGCUGAUGACUGGAUACCCCAGUAGUCUGCCCACAUAAACCAAGCCUCGAGUAAAUUUGAUGUCCCCUUUUCCCUUGC